AUGAAUGACACCGUAAUCCACUUGGAUUGUAGAUCAAGUAAAAAACACACUGAUCACUGUGACAAACUAUUUACAAAAGUGACACGUUCCUCUCUUUCAUUUCGCGUGUUGUCUGCUAAAAAACACUUCAGAGUUUUGCCAUGGGCUAUCUUUAAGACGUUACUGUUGUUGUCCGGAAGCACAGAAAACAAAAGAAUUCCAGGCACUGGGCGUGAUCCUUCUUAUUCAUGUAGUAAUAACUCAAGGAGGAUGGUGGCGAAGAUGUCGAGUUUAACAGUGGCUUGUCACCCAGAGGACGGAGAAAAAGAGGUCCCUUCUCCUGGAAACAAAGAUAAUGUCACAGAAAGCGACAACAGCAACUCAGAGGCCACCGGGACAUCCACCGAGGAGAGUUCUGAAGAAGAUGAGGAUGAAGAGAAAGAUGACAAAGGUGGCGAUACGAAUACAAAGGAUGAAUCAGAAGAAGAAGGCAACAAAGAAGCUGGCGAGUCUCAAAAUGAGGCCGGCGUCUCUGCUCCAGAGGUCUUAACUUGCAAAGCAGAGAAGUACAUCCACUUCAAUUGUGAAAAAUGCAAAGACAUACAACAGACUCACGGCAAAGAGCUUGUCACACCCAAAAUAAUCAAGGGACAAUAUCAACUGCAGCUGGAAGGAGAAGGCACAUACGAGUGCUCAGUCACCAGGCUGGUGUUUGAAGCAGCUGAUCGAGUUCUCGUGCGGUACUCCAUGGUGUCCUGGUCUAAGUAUUGCUCGCUCCUCAAGGAGUCCUGGAAGUUCGCUGGACCCAUCUUUGACGUGAAGACGGACAAGGAUGCGUCCAUCCUGAAGUCCAUCCAGUUCCCUCACUCUGUCUGCCUGGCCGAUGCAGAAAAUGAGAUGACGUUCGGCAUGCUGCACAUAAAGAACAUGCGUCCGUUCAUGGAACCAGCAGCGGAUCACUCAGGCAGCCACAUUAAGUGGCACGUGACGUCUCUGUCGCCAGUCGGGCCCAUGGUCAAGACGACCCGGCCCACGGAUCACCACGGGGUGGUUCUGGUCUACAGACAGUUGGCGAAUGACGACGAGAAAUACAACUUCCACAUCUACUUGGCCACCAACAGCUCUGAAAUCAAGGACAUACGCAAGCAGGUGGGAAAAUACACAAAACGUUACAUUCAGAUAGAAAAACCUCCCACGUGUACGCUGAACGAGGGAACAUAUCGCCUCCUCAGUAAGCCAGAGGGUGCCAUCGAACCUCAGGUUCUGAACUUCACCCUGGCAAUUACCAAGAUGAAGGGCUUUUUUGAGGUUUUCUUCGAACAUCCUCCGCCUUUCGAGUUUUCGCUUAUUAAGAGUGACACGGACGAGACAGUGUGGUCAACCACUAUCCGAGAAGGCGACUGUAUGGGUACGGGUAAGCCUGAAAAAAAGCCAAAGAAAAGGACAAACUGCAGACAAAGGAGCAACAGCCUCUCAGAAGAUGAAGCAGACUUUAAAAAACGUAGAUUAAAGGUUGAAUCAGACCCUGUGAAAGUUCCGAAUAGCCGGGACAUGUCGGAGAAGCAGCUCCUGCAGGUUGCCAAAUGCCUGGGCAAGGAGUGGAAACAGGUGGCCAUCUAUCUGGGCUUAAGCAUCCGGGAUCUGGAUGAUAUCCAGGCGGCCGAGAAGGACGUGACCAUGCAGAAGAUGAAGGUGAUGGUGGAGUGGAAGAGCAGGAGGGCGCCGGGGCAGGCCUCUGCCUUCCAGCUGCGGAAGUGCUUGGAGGAGCUGGACGACUUACCAAAUGAGGUCCAUCAGAUCCUACAAGACAUGAACAACUAAGAAGAUAGGAGAUAAAUAUUUUUUGUAUACUUUUCAUCAUGUACACUUUAAUAACUUAUCAGGGAGAGAAAGGAGCUCUCCGGAAGACAGCUUCAUGUGUCUUCAUCUCUAUUGGUGAUUUUAGUUAGUUCCUCUUUAUCGGACAAUUAUGGAACAUCUCAAUCAGUCUUUUUUUUUCUGUAACAAACAUACAGAAAUGUGCAUUAAACUUAUUCAAUUAUGAUAUUUACAUUUCACGUCAAGGUUUGAGAUUGACCAGAAGAUGUGGUGAAGCAAUUUAGUAGCUAAGUAUUUAGCUGAAUGGAUUUAAAUGGAGGUGCUGCAGUGUUCAAACUGCAUUUAGCUGUAUAUAUUUUUUACAUGACUUUUAAAUGUUAUUUUUAAAGGAUUUUAUAAAUGCUUGUAAAUGUUGUCCAUAGAUGUGAAUGGUUGUUCUGUGAUGGACUGGUGACCGCCCCUCAACUAAAAGUCGGCUGGGAUAAGCUCCUAGCUCGCCCGUGACACUAACAAGGAAAAUUAAUUACUAUAUGUCACAUAUGUAGAGCUACUUACUGUAUGAUAAAUGCACGUAAUUUAUUUUGAAUUCUCACAUUAUUCGUUCCAAUAUAGGAAAUUAUUCCAUUAUUCCGCACGAUGGUUGAGUGGUUAGAUUGUACUUCACACAGUCAGGAGAUUGGGAACACUUUGGUUUGAAUCUCCGCUCGGGCAUCUCUGUGUGGAGUUUGCAUGUUCUCCCCGUGCAUGUGUGGGGUUUUUCCGGGUGAUCCGGUUUCCUCCCACAUUCCAAAAACAUGCUAGGUUAAUUGGCCACUCCAAAUUGUCCAUAGGUAUGAAUGUGAGUGUGAAUGGUUGUUUGUCUAUAUGUGCCCUGUGAUUGGCUGGCAACCAGUCCAAGGUGUACCCCGCCCAAAGACACCUGGGAUAGGCUCCAGCAUACCCAUGACCAUAUUGAGUAGAGGCGGGGUGUGCCAACAGGCAAACCGGGCAUCUGCCUGGGGCGCCAGCUUUUAGGGUGCCCCCACUAGGGGGUCCCUGAGAGACCGGGUGCCAUAAGUGCUAAUACAUACGUUGCACAGAAAUGACAACAAUGGGCAUUUACGAUGCAAUCAUGAAACGAUGACGUAGCAAACCCCCUUUGGGGGCCCUCGGCAUCCCAGAAAUUGUGUGCAAAAAAAUAACUUGCUAGUGAGGAUAAGGGGCAUAGAACAUGGAUGGAAAUUAUUCCAUGCUAACAUGGUGUAAUGGUCACAUUCCCAAAGGUCAUUGUGUGAAGAAGCUAACUAUUUCUGUAACUUGUGUUAUGCCUAAAAUAUGUUUUGCCCACCAAGCAAGUGUUGACUGAAUAAAUAGAACAUGGUAUCCUGCAUUAUUUUCGUC
Molecule: messenger RNA, 3177 nt
Organism: Doryrhamphus excisus (bluestripe pipefish)
Lineage: Eukaryota; Metazoa; Chordata; Actinopteri; Syngnathiformes; Syngnathidae
Biological process (GO): signal transduction
Molecular function (GO): protein binding
Source: RefSeq, a predicted model, not a curated record